AUGGAUCAUCAGACAGAGGACGACUAUUACGGACAAACACCGCAACCCAUAAUCUCCCAAAUCUUGGUUGUCCACAAUGAUGAGGACGAAAAGGCUGAUGAUCCUCGGUUUGAGGAAGACGAAGCCUUGCUGUCGGAAGUUGCCGAUGCUUGGUUGGUCAAGCCAGUGGCAAACGAAUCAUCUAAAACGGAUCUCAUGAAAAAUAUGAAGCCCUCCGAAAUCAGACAACCCAAGCAUAAGCAACAAAAACUGAUAGUGUCGCCCGCGGGCAGAAGAAAGAGAAAAUUGGAGUUUGAAUUCACUGGACUAAUCAGAAGAGAACGUGAAGUAUCUUUGCUGAAAGACUGUUUCAGGCGCAUGUUGGGACGCCCGAUUGAUGACGGAGAAUCCGAGACCUGCAGUAAAGAAGUUGUCUUUCUCUCGGGAUUGAGCGGCGUUGGGAAAAGUACCGUGGCGCAGACAUUGGAGCAGGAUGUGGAAGCACUGGAGCACGGUGUCUUUGUACGAGGAAACUUCGACCAAACUGCAAGGGAUAAGCCAUACUCGGGCAUCGCCAAAGCAUUCGGUAUGAUUUGUGAAAAGAUUGAACAAAUGCCGAACGCUGUUGUCAACAGGGUUGCCACAAAGAUAUCUGAAGAAUUUGGAACAACGGUUGAAGUUCUGAUGCACCUCAUUCCGGAGCUGAAAUACAUCAUAAAGGACUAUUCCACGACGACAUUCUGUACCGACACUGCUGAUCACGAUAUCAUGAAUGGACUUGACAGUCUUCGAUUUGCAUUCCGUGCAUUGACACGAGCCUUGAGUGCUGAAUUCUCGCCCAUGGUGUUGGUCUUGGAUGACCUGCAAUGGGCUGACAUUUCUUCCCUCCUAAUUGUGGACUGCCUCGUAACCGAUACGCAAAAUAGAAAUCCUCUGAUGGUCAUUGGGUGCUAUCGAUCUGACGAGGUCGAUGAAAAUAGCAUACUUGUAAACAAGAUCCAUGCUCUCCGUGAAAAGACCAACAAGUACACUUUCAACAUUACAGAAUUAAAAGUUGAGGCCUUUAGCGCAAACGAUAUUAGUGACUUGAUCAAGUCUCAAAUAUCAGCAGGUGACAAAACUAUGAUCGAUGGCCUUGCAGCACUCUGUGAAAAACGAACUAUGGGUAAUCCGCACUUUGUCUUGGAGUUCCUCAAGAUGCUGAAGAAUACAGGUUUGUUGGUGUAUGAUGGUGAUUCCGAGACGUGGACAUGGGAUCUUGCGCAGAUCGAAGAAGUGACAAUGUCCACUGCCAAUGUUGUUGUUCUAUUGCAGUCCAAAAUACAGAAAGUGCCAAAGCGGGUCCAACGACUUUUGCAAUAUGCAGCGUGCCUUGGCUCUUCCUUCAGCCUUCCGACACUCCAGCUCAUCUGGAAGAAAUCAAAUAUCCUUGAUAUGCGCGUAUCAUCUGAGCCCCUUGAGCAACUGCUUGCCACGGCCGAAGAAAAUCGUUUCAUCGAAAAGUGUGGUCCCAAGCGCUACAGAUGGGUCCACGACAAAGUACAAGAGGCGUCAUUGCUGCCUUCCAAGAAACCAAUGGCGACCUUUCAGCUUGACGUUGGAUCAUCACUGUACUAUUGCUUGGACGAGAAGAGUCUAGAAGAGGAACUUUUCAAUGUAACGGAUAUCGUCAAUAGCGGAAAUACCAAGAAGCGCCCCGAAUUUGCUCGAUUGAACUUUCGAGCUGCGAAGAAGGCAAAGGGAAUUUACGCCAUACAAAGUGCUGCAAACUACGCGGCAAAAGGAAUCGAGCUGUUGCAAGAGGGAGAGGUUCUUACCGGUCAUAUCUUGACGCUACAGCUAUAUACGAUUGGUGCAGAGAUGGAGACUGCGUUAGGAAAUGUCAAGAAAGCGGAACAAUAUGCAGAGGAGAUCUUAAAGCGACCCCAGUACUCAGCAAUGGAUAAAAUGCCUUUCAAGGUUCUUUCAAUCCGGAAAGGACUCGUAGUUGAUUUCAAGUAUGAUCAGACAAUUGAACGAUGUCUGGCGCGGCUCAAAGAACUUGACUACAGGUUGAUUUGGAGUAGGAGUACAACAUCUUUGCAGGCAUUGGUGGAGCUAAAGAAAGCUAUCAGAAGGGCCAAGCAUACAAAAAUGUUCAAGGAAACUGGUUAUUCCCUGAACAAGAUGACGGAUCAAAAGUACCUAUUGUGGAUGCGACUCACAGGGAUAUUUGGCUAUUCGGCAUAUCAGAGCAGAAAGUCUGUACUGUAUGUUGUUGGUACGUGCAGGAACGUACAGAUAACUCUCGAUCACGGAAUUGGACCAGAAUCUGGCGCCAUUUUUGCUAGCCUGGGGUUGUUGGUUGUGAUUUUUCAAGGAGACUUUGAAACAGCUGCAAAGUUUGCUGAAAUGGGACUAGCAAUGCAGAAGUUACACCCAGCUCGUGAAGGGUCAUGUGUGUAUAUGUCGUAUUCAUUCGUUCUAUGCUGGAAGAGACCACUGCAAGCUUUAUUGAAGCCACAUUAUGAUGGAUAUGUUUCCGCUACCAGAAUGGGCGACUCCACCUUCUCAUGUUGGUGCUUGAGCGCCCACCAUGUCUGGUUGCCAUAUAUGAUGGGAAAGCCGCUCCGUCUUAUUUUGAAGGAAUUUUCUUCACUACAAUCCCAGAUGGAAGAAUUGUCACAGCCGGGACCUCUACUCUUCUUGAAAAUCUUGUGGCAAAUGAUGGUUAAUCUUACUUCCAGCUUUUCAAAUUCGCACAAGCUGGAGGGCCAUACUUUCAGCCGAAAUGAAGUUGACGAUUGGGAACGAAUAGGAGGCACUUUCGUGCAUUUCGCAGAAGGCGAGCUAUUUCUAUUCCUGAAGCCAGCGGAAGCUGCCGAUAGGGCGAUCGCUGUUGGAGACAAGUUUUCAAAGCUGACGCCGAGUUUUUGUUUGGUGAUGAUUGAAACGUUCCAUCGUGGCGUUGCUUUGUACAUCAUGGCUCGAAAGACCAAGCAACGCAAGUACAAGAAUCAUGCAAGCAAAAUCCGCAAAACAAUCAAGAAGUGGCUGCGGGCAGGAAACCCGAAUGUCGAGCACUAUAGUUUGUUGCUGGACGCAGAACACGCGGCUUUGAGUCGAGCUUAUGCAAGUGCAGAGAAGCUGUAUGAAGAAGCAAUCGUGUUGGCCUCCCGAAUGGAGUAUCUUCACCAUGCUGCCCUCUUCAAUGAGAGGUAUGCUGAUUUCUUGCUAAACGAAGUUGAUGAUGCGGAAAGAGCUUCGCAUUAUUUGGAUGAAGCCAUUCGGCUGUACGAGCAAUGGGGGGCAACUAGGAAGAUCGAGAUGUUACAAAGCGACUUGGAACGAUCUCCUGCGUUUCAAAUGGAGUGA
This is a messenger RNA of Cylindrotheca closterium, 3333 nucleotides long. The record is from the annotation of a GenBank genome assembly. Lineage: Eukaryota; Bacillariophyta; Bacillariophyceae; Bacillariales; Bacillariaceae.